UGGCUGAGAAUUUCGGAGUAGAGCCUGUGGAGGGAUUUCCUUCCCUUGAAAGAAAUAAGAGGAAGGAAAAGCAUCUUGGAUACGGUUGGGUUCUUCACCAGAGUGGUUCCAGCAUGGAGAGACCCAACUCACGUGGGCCUGAAGCAGGACCUGGGGGCAGUGGGGAAUCCUGGGAAAGAACCAGACAUGAGUCCCUGAGUGUGGACCUUGACAGCUCGGACACACAGCGCCAGCGCUUCAGGCAGUCCUCCUACCAAGAGGGUGAAGGACCCAGAGGGGUUUGCAGUCGUCUCCACGAUCUGUGCCGCCAGUGGCUGAAGCCAGAGCAGCACACCAAGGCCGAGGUGCUGGACCUGGUGACCCUGGAGCAGUUCCUGAGCAUCCUGCCCCCAGAGAUGGGGAGCUGGGUCCGAGAGUGUGGGGCAGAGACCUGUUCCCAGGCGGUGGCCCUGGCGGAAGGCUUCCUCCUGAGUCGGGCCGAGGACAAGGAGCAGGAAGGACAGGCCCAUAACAAUAACUCCAUGGAAGUCCCUGCACCAGAGGAAUCUCCACCAGACACCACCCAGAGUCUCAGGCAGAAGGAGCUGAAGCGGGAAGGAGACGGGGCUGCCGCCUUGCAGGGUGAGAAGGGACUCUUCAGGGAGUUUUGGGGGUUUGUGCCAGUGGAAAUCCCACUUUGGGGGGAUGAUUGCACACCCACAGUUUGAGCUUCAGAAGGUGAAGGAUCAUUUGGCCUUGAGAUGGGUAUA
This is a messenger RNA of Anolis carolinensis (green anole), 749 nucleotides long. Its product is annotated as zinc finger protein 24-like. Lineage: Eukaryota; Metazoa; Chordata; Lepidosauria; Squamata; Anolidae. The coding region runs from base 114 to 707 and encodes 197 amino acids. The record is from RefSeq and is a predicted model, not a curated record. The transcript is spliced from 2 exons.